Phlebotomus argentipes is the source of this 1273-nucleotide messenger RNA. It is a transcript of the gene ZIPIC, whose product is annotated as zinc finger protein OZF. The transcript has 2 exons. The coding region runs from base 80 to 1261 and encodes 393 amino acids. Gene Ontology annotation, cellular component: nucleus. NCBI's taxonomy places the organism in Eukaryota, Metazoa, Arthropoda, Insecta, Diptera, Psychodidae. The record is from RefSeq and is a predicted model, not a curated record.
CUUUUCUGCAGUGAUUCCACGAAGGGCGCGAGCAGUUUAUGAUGUCACUUCAAGUGUAAAUAUUUAUUGUGCAUUCGCAAUGGAGGAAAAUACGAGAAAAUGCUACAUUUGUAGCGCCGAGACGGUGUAUUUUUGGAGGGACAUUUGCACGCUGAUGACUAAGCACUCAGAAACGCCCAUCUACAAAAUCCUGGAGAGAAUCACAGGCAGUGAAUUUGUGCAGCUGGAGGAAUCCCACAACACUGUGAUCUGUCACGCCUGUUUCCUCAAGAUUGACGAGUACGAUCUGGCUGUGAAGACUGUGCAGAAGAUAGAGCAUGAAUUCAUCUCGCUACUCAAGGACAGAGACACUGAUAUAAUAGUGGAGAUGAUUAAGGAGGAGUCUGACAUUGCUCAAGAAGUUCUGCUACAGGACGCUGAAUUCUUCGAGAAGAUAGCUGAGGAAGAAUGUCCCAUGCCCAGGAAGCGAGUACAGAAGAACGAGUCUCAGAAGCGGGGAAGGAAUAGGAAGAUCCUGAAGAGCAGGGACAAAAGCUGUGCUUUUGUGGAGGACGUCUCGGAACAGUCUGAAACGAAGAUCAAGCUGAUCAACAGAAAGCAAUUGUUGCCGAUGAAGUGCACAAAGUGCUCCAAGGAGUUCCUCGCCAGAUCUGAAUAUAAACUCCACUUAAAGAUCCACGAGGAUGACCAGAAGGUGAUUUGCUACAUCUGUGGCACCACGUACAAGUCCAAGUCCGCCCUGGCCAUUCACAUGGGCAUGCACAACGGCGUGAGUCCCUUCGAGUGCAGCAUCUGCCAGAAGAAGUUCACCCAGAAAGGCGCUCUGGUGCGUCACAUGCCGAUCCACACGGGCGAAAAGCCGUAUCAAUGCGAGAAGUGUGGCAAGCAAUUCAUCCACUACUCGUCCUUCCACAUGCACCAGUUGUCGCACGACGACAUCCGGACAAAGAAGUGCCCUAUUUGCGGAUUGAAGCUGCGCUCGAAUUCGCACCUGAAUCGCCACAUGCGAGUCCACAGCGGGGAAAAGCCGUACGCUUGCCCGAUCUGCGAUCAGAAGUUCGCUCAGCGGUACAACAUGACGUCGCACUACAAGACGCACAUGGGCAUCCACCGGAAGUACACGAAGACCUACUCGUGCAAGGAGUGCUCCACCGCCUUUCGGUACAAGAAGAACCUCUGCGAGCACAUGUUCGAGGCGCACAAGGCGCCAACGCACGUCUCGGUGAUCACAGAACCGACAAUCAAGGUGGAGGGCAUUUAGCGAGUCCCACAG